CUGCUUCAUUGUACGAGCUGCUGCUGAUGCUGAGAUCAUAGCGGAGAGGGAGAAAUUCAACCUGAAAUACAAGCAUGUCAUGGGCACGGUUUCUCAACAUCUAGGGCUCAACAGUCGAUGAGGAUCGAUUCCAAGGCCCUUUUUUCUAGAAGAAUGAGGAAGAGGAGGAACUGGAAACCCUUGGAGCACCUUGGAAAGUUUUUGUGAAGUCUCAAUGAAAGCCCCAGAAGAGCAUCUCUAGUAUUCAACUCAAUGGCCAAGAAAGGGCGUACGAAGGGCGAGAAGCCCGAGGCGCUCAUCUCUGCCCUUCAGGCAGCCAAUGAAGAUCUCAGGUCCAAGCUAACUGACAUUCAGAUAGAGCUGCACCAAGAAAAAUGCAAGGUGAGCAAACUGGAGCGCGACAAGGUGCAGGAGGUGAAGCGGGUGCGAGAGCAGGAGCAGCACCGUCACACUGCCAUGUUAACGGAGCAGCGGGCAAAGUGGCAUGAGGAGAAGCAAAAGGAGCUCCAGGCUCUCAGGGAAAACCUGACGCGGCAGCAUGAACAGGAGCUGGCCCGCCACGCUAAAAUUAAAGAGCAGGAGAACCAAAGGCUCAAAGCCGCUCUGAGCGCCAUGCGAGAUGGCAGUGGAGAGAAGGUACGCACAGCCCUGACUCUGGAAGCCAAGGAGGAGGCACGUCGCUUCUUUGACCAGGAGAGAGUGAAGCUGCUGCAGGAGAUAGCAGAGCUGAAAUCUGUUAAGAAGCAGACGGACGAGGCUCUCAGUAACAUGAUCCAGGCGGAUAAAAUGAAAGCUGGUGAUCUGCGGGUGGAGCACCAACAGCACCAGGAGCAGAUCUCCAAGAUCAAGUGGGACUGUGAGAGGGACAUCCGCAGACUGGUGGAUGAAAUCAAAUCUAAAGACCGCACCAUCUUUGCUCUGGAGAAAGAACUGGAAUCGACGGCAGGUUUCUUACAGAAGCUUCAGCUUCAGAAGGAUGCUCUGGAUGAACAACUGUUUCUUGUGAAGGAGGCUGAGUGCGGCCUGGGAAGCCCAAAAAGAGAGAUUCCUGGCAGAGCUGGAGAUGGAGCAGAGCACUGUGGAAGCCCGGACCUGAGGAGAAACCAGAGGCGCAUAGCUGAACUUAACUCAACUAUUCGCAAAUUGGAAGACCGUAACUCUCUGCUGGUGGAUGAAAGAAACGAACUGCUGAAGCGAGUUCGAGAGUCAGAGAAGCAGUGUAAGCCUCUGCUGGACAAGAACAAGCUGCUGAGCAAGAGAAACGACGAUCUGACCCAAACAAUCCAGAAGCUUGAGGACAAACUGAAGAGUUUGGCAAAGGAGAACCUUGAGAUGAAGGAGAAAAUCAGCUCCCAUCCUCCACUGAAGAAGCUGAAGUCUCUGAAUGACCUGGACCAGGCCCACGAUGAUCAGGAGAUAGCCUUCCUCAAGCUUCAAGUUCUUGAGCAACAAAGCAUGAUAGAUGAACUAACAAGAGACCGAGAAAAACUGCUGAGGAAGAAAAGGCAUAAAAGAAGUUCAAGGCCCAUAAAGAGGCACAUUGUAGUAGACACUUUCUUUGGAUACGAUGAGGAGUCUAUGGACUCAGAGACGUCGUCUGUGGCUUCAUUCAGGAUGGACAGAACUCCUGCUACCCCUGAUGAAGACCUAGAAGAGGGUCUAUCCACUGAGGAGUCAGAGCUGCGUUUCCGACAGCUGACCAGAGAGUAUCAGGCCUUACAGCGAGCCUACGCCCUGCUGCAGGAACAGAAAGGAGGGAUUCUAGAUGCUGAGAUGGAAGCAAAGGCUCACGAGCAGCUCCAAGCCGAUGUUCUCAGGUAUAAAGCCAAAAUAGAGGACUUGGAAAAGGAGCUGACCCUAAAGGGACAGGACUCCAAAUGGGUAGAGGAGAAGCAGCUCUUCUUACGAAGGAAUCAGGAGCUGUUAGAGAAGGUGGAAAAGCUUGAGUCAGAGUGCAGUCGGGCACAGCAGGAGUUACAAGACUCCAGAGACCAGAAUGAGCUACUGGAGUUCAGGAUACUGGAGCUCGAGGAGCGUGAGAGGAGGUCCCCUCCAUUCAAUCAUCUGAGAAUGCAUCCGUUCUCUGAGGGAGUCAGUGCUCUGCAGAUCUACUGCAUGAAGGAGGGGGUCAAGGAUGUGUGCAUACCAGAUCUCAUUAAACUUCUUGAUAUCCUGGGAGAUAACGGGAACUUAAGAAAUGAGGAACAAGUCGCCAUCAUUCAGGCAAGCACUGUCUUGUCACUGGCAGAAAAGUGGAUUCAACAGAUUGAAGGGACAGAGGCAGCGCUACACCAGAAGAUGAUGGACCUGGAGAUAGAGAUGGAGAUGUUCUGCAAACAGAAAGGGUAUCUAGAAGAAGAGCUGGACUACAGAAAACAGGCCCUGGACCAGGCUUACAUGCAAAUCCAAGAGCUGGAGGCAACGUUAUACAAUGCCCUGCAGCAGGACAAGGUGCCCCAGGUGAUAAAGUACGGUGAACCUUUGAACGAGCUCCAGAAAGAUGAGCUUCGGACGGCAGUGGAGAAACUGAGGAGGCAGAUGCUGAGGAAGAGCCGAGAGUAUGACUGCCAGAUCCUCCAGGAGAGGAUGGAGCUGCUGCACCAGGCACACCAGAGAAUCCGAGACCUUGAGGACAAGACAGAAAUCCAAAGGAGGCAGAUUAAAGACCUGGAAGAAAAGGUGGUCUGUCAGUUUGGAGAUCUUGUUUGUGACUGCAGUGUUAUUUAUUUUCCGGACAAGUGUGGAACAACAUGCGUGGCGGUGGCUGCUAGUGUCAUAACAUCGGUGACUGCUGUUGGUAGAAGUGGAUGUGUCAUGUGUUGGCCAUGGACGUUCACGUGUCAGAUUUUAUUUUGUUUUUUAACAGAGGGGAGGGGGUUCUCAGGAUACUGCCCAUGGUGAGGAUUUUUGUUAACGUGGUGUUGGACCUGAUAAGUCCCUCCAAAAAAGCUGGGAAUACUGCAACAGGCUGCAGGAAUGACACACAGUAUCAAAGACACUUAAAGUAGAUGCAAACAUAGACACAGAUGCUUACAGUCAUACACAAACAGACACACACGCUUUGACAAAUCGAAACCAAAGCCUGGGAAAUGUUGUCUCUGCCAUGCAGGGUAAUAAUAAGUCAUUCACUACCAUUUAGCUACAGUGGGAAUAGAAACGGACAGAAAAACUCAUAAACAACGAGGCAAACAAACCGCCCACACCACUACUUCAUUUCUUUUUCCCCUUUUUUUUUCCAAUCCGGACCUGAAAGGAAGUACUUCAAGACUGCCACCUCUUGGUGAAACGAAUAGAGCCAACUCAGGGCCCAUGAGUGCAGAGGAUGCUCCAGGUCAGAUUAAAAUAAGGAACACUCGGGACACGCUGUGUCACCGGCUGGCCUGCCCUCGCUGUUCCCAAAAAUGGUGCUUACACAGACUGCUUGGACUCUCCAGAGGUUAUACCUGGUAAGGACAGAACUACACUGCAGAGACAAGCACGAACACUAAGGGGGGUAGAGGACACUCAGGAUGAUGCGCCUUCACUGACAGAUCGAAGGAGAAUGAUAAGAUCGAAGAGGGAGGAUUUAAACUCUGAUCCAGCUUCAUUCAGGAUGGAUUUUCCUGUACGGAUUGUCAUACCACUUUUUAAUUUGUCUUAAAAACCAGCAGACUGUAAGAGCUUUACUCUCUGGUUGUCUUUUGUUCUUUUCCUUUCUUUUUUACAGCCUACUAAACACUCAGAUACUGUGUCCCAAGAUUUCCACUGAGAAAAAAAAAAUGCAUCUCUAUUCUGUACUGUAAUAUAUACAUUUGUUGAUAUGUACAUGUGUCUGAAUUAUUUCAUGUUGUCCCCCCUCUUUUGUUUCUGUGAAUAGUUACACUUUUCUUUCAACUCUCUAAAGCAGCUUGAACAGUUGAUGUACUUGGCAGUUUAUAAAGAACUCAAAAGAGUACAAAUUGCUCUGUUUUAUUGUAGUGAUGGCUGCAAAAGAUUAAUUUUAUUUCCCUGGAAUUAUUAAUGAAAAAAAUUGUCAGAAUGUGAAUGUGGAAUUAUGGAAAUUUUCCUCCUUUUCCUCUUUCCGUCCUCAUCCCUCAAACUCACAAAAUACUGCAUCUAUUAUUCCACUGUCAAAAAGAAGUUUCUCCUGUUGACCAGCAAGGGGAGCUGGUUCCCCCUGAGCAACGUCCAGUUUCCCUUUAAACUGAUGCAAUCUUUUAACAAACCUGUAAAUACUUUCAGACGACCUUGCAAAAUAUCCUUGUCUGCUCUGGUUGGAUGAUUGGUGAGUUUAAACUGAAAACUGACAUUAGUGUCAAUAAUAGUACACCUUGUUAUACAAAAAAAGGAGAAAGCUAAAUACAUAACCAAACAUUAACUUGUUCUUUAUCCCAUGAAUACUGCAGACUCUCUCUCUUUCUCUUUUUACUAACCAAUAUGUCUUUGAUACUAACAAAACCCUCUUUUACUCAACAAUUCUAGCUUCAGAACAGCGGCCUGUCCACACUUUUUGACUGCGGUGACCAAGCUCGAGCACUAGCUGACUAAAGGUGUGGCCAAAAAAGAAAGAAAACCACACACAACUCUAAAUACCAUUAAGAUAUCAGAGAAGUCGACAAUCCUGUCUAAAGCCCAGUUCAGAUGAAAGUUUUGGAAUGAGUCAAAACUUACAACUAGGCUGCUCGGUAGCAGUUAGUGUUGUUGCCUCACAGCAAGACAGUUCCUGGGUCAAAUCCUGGCCAGGGCCUUUCCAUGCGGCAUUUGCAUGCUCUCCCCAUGCAGGUUCUCUCCAUGUACGCCAGCUUCCUCCCACUGACCAAAGACAUGCUCGGUAGGUGAAUUGAUGACUCUAAAUUGGCCGUAGGUGUGAGUUUGUCUGGUUUUUAGUCUGUAUGUCAGCCUUGUAAUUGACUGACCAGUCCAAGGUAUACCCCUGACAGCUGGCAUAGGCUCCAGCCCCCCUGUGACCCGAACAGGGGGUUUUCAACAGGCCGCUCUGCAACACUUUUAAAGUCUGUCAGUUCACACCGCUGCGACUGGAGGAGACAUUUCCAUAGUAAUGACUCUUAUCAGUCACUGAAUAUAAAGUGAUUUAUAUUUUUGCCACCUCUGUCAGGAUGGAAAUACAUUUUCAAACUUUAAAAUUAAAAUUGGGCUAAACUUUUAGUUAGGCUUGAUCCUGAACUAUAAAACCUAUGUACAAAGUGUUUAAUAAAGUGAAGUAAACAGUCUGCUAAUGGGAGAAAGCUUGUCCUCCAUAAGAACACUCUUAUGCAGCUAAUGUAGCUAAGGCUAAAGCCAACAAAGCUACAUAAGCUCGUAGGUAACGUAGCUGAAGACUGUUCACCUUUUACUGUUUUGCAAAUGUUAUUAACUCACAUUUUAUUCAUGUUAAAUAGCUUUGUAGAUAAUGUAGCUAUGUGGCUAAUGUAGCUAAAGCUAACGAAGCUAUGUUAACUU
This is a messenger RNA of Cheilinus undulatus (humphead wrasse), 5439 nucleotides long. RefSeq names its product janus kinase and microtubule interacting protein 2 (gene jakmip2). Lineage: Eukaryota; Metazoa; Chordata; Actinopteri; Labriformes; Labridae. The record is from RefSeq and is a predicted model, not a curated record. Bases 253 to 2901 code for a protein of 882 amino acids. The transcript is spliced from 23 exons. Gene Ontology annotation, molecular function: kinase binding; microtubule binding.